CCAAAAAAGUUGGAUGAUCAUAAUCCUUUCAGCAACUUUCUUGAUCUCCUCCUCCAACUUCGUCUUCAUCAAAGCUAAAACCUUUCAAAAACCCACCUUAAAUUCGCAGAUGCUCCGAGCCAAUAAUCUGAGACGCUCUCUCCAGUCGGUCCUCCACCGCCACCAACCUUUUAAACCCCCUUCCGCUACCGGCUCCGCCGCUGCCCGGCCUUUUGCUCCGCGCCCCUUUUGCUCUUUACCCAAUCCACCGCCCUCUUCCACCACCGACGCCGAACUUCGCAAAUACAUUGGAUACACCAUCCUCCUCCUGGGCUGCGGCGCCGCCACAUACUACUCCUUCCCAUUUCCCGAAGAUGCCAAGCACAAAAAGGCCCAGCUUUUCCGCUACGCCCCUCUGCCUCCCGACCUCCACACUGUAUCCAACUGGAGCGGCACGCACGAAGUCCAAACCCGCACUUUUGUACAGCCCGAAACAAUUUCGGAGCUCGAAGCUGUAGUCAAAGAAUGCAAUGAGAAAAAGCAGAAGAUCCGGCCUGUUGGGUCAGGUCUCUCACCGAAUGGGAUUGGGCUGACUCGUGCUGGGAUGGUGAAUUUGGCUUUGAUGGAUAAGGUUUUGGAGGUGGAUGAGAAAAAUAAGAGGGUUAGAGUGCAGGCGGGAAUAAGGUUUCAGCAGCUUGUUGAUGGGAUUAAAGAGUAUGGACUUACUUUGCAGAAUUUUGCUUCCAUUAGGGAGCAGCAGAUUGGCGGCAUUGUUCAGGUUGGAGCGCACGGAACUGGCGCAAGGUUGCCUCCCAUAGAUGAGCAAGUUAUCAGCAUGAAACUUGUUACUCCUGCCAAGGGGACAAUUGAAGUCUCUAAAGAGAAAGAUCCAGAGCUCUUUUAUUUAGCUCGCUGUGGUCUUGGAGGGCUUGGUGUUGUUGCGGAGGUCACGCUACAGUGUGUUGAGAGGCAGGAGCUUGUAGAGCAUACAUAUGUAUCUAGCAUGAAAGAGAUAAAAAAGAAUCACAAAAAACUUCUGUCUGAAAACAAGCAUGUCAAAUACCUUUAUAUUCCAUAUACUGAUACAGUUGUGGUUGUGAGGUGUAAUCCUCUAUCAAAAUGGAAAGGCCCACCAAAGUAUAAACCCCAGUAUACUCAGGAAGAGGCUAUACAGCAUGUGAGAGACCUCUAUCAGGAAUCAUUGAGGAAGUACAGGAAAGGAACUGUCACAUCAAAUACUUCUGAGGAAAAUGAACCAGAUAUCAAUGAACUUUCAUUUACGGAACUUAGGGAUAAGCUACUUGCCCUGGAUCCCCUCAAUAAAGAACACAUUAGGAAGGUCAAUCAGGCAGAGGCAGAAUUCUGGAGAAAGUCAGAGGGAUAUAGAGUAGGCUGGAGUGACGAAAUUCUGGGCUUUGAUUGUGGUGGGCAACAAUGGGUCUCAGAAACCUGUUUCCCAGCCGGAAGCCUAUCAAAACCUAGUAUGAAAGAUCUAGAAUACAUAGAACAAUUGAUGCAGCUUAUUGAGAAAGAAAAUAUACCUGCUCCUGCACCUAUUGAGCAGAGAUGGACUGCACGCAGCAGAAGCCUCAUGAGUCCAGCUUAUAGCGCAUCAGAGGACGACAUAUUCUCAUGGGUUGGUAUAAUUAUGUAUCUUCCUACAAUGGAUGCUCGCCAGAGGAAGCAAAUCACUGAAGAAUUUUUCCACUACCGGCAUCUGACCCAAGCACAUUUGUGGGAUCAAUAUUCAGCUUAUGAACAUUGGGCUAAGAUUGAGGUCCCAAAGGACAAAGACGAGCUUGCUGCUCUGCAGGCAAGAUUAAGGAAGAGAUUUCCUGUGGAUGCAUACAAUAAAGCAAGAAACGAGCUUGAUCCUAAUCACAUCCUUUCUAACAAUGUGCUGGAGAAACUGUUCCCUGCUGCAGGGACUUUGUGAUGAGUGUAAAUCCUUGGUUAGUAUGACGCAUACUGGCAAAUGUUUCUUUGGCUCUAGAAUGGUGGUGGGGGACUUUGUGAUGUGUAAAUCCUUGGUUAGUAUGACGAAUACUGGCAAAUGUUUCUUUGGCUCUAGAGUGGUGGUGGCCUUUCAUUUAGCCGAAUUGAUGACACACAUAUCAGCCAUUACAUUGAUUGUACAUUCAAUUUUAAAGUGCUUUUAGUUCACAUCAUUAGCCUUGUGCUGAAGCAUAGAAAGAAAGCAUAAACUAAGAAAUAGUUAUUGGGAUGUUCAAUUUUUUUCUAUGGGGUGCUCCAUACGUAGAGCAACUCUUUCUUUUGUCACGACUGGCAAUAAAUUUUGUGCUUCAAGUGUUGUAUCCUUGAGUGCUAUUUCUUAUUUGGAUAAUGAAGGUUGUGUGCUACCCUGUAGAUCCUCAUCAGACAUGUUUUGACAUUUACUAUUUUGCUACCUUUUUAA
Messenger RNA from Sesamum indicum (sesame), 2395 nucleotides. It is a transcript of the gene GLDH, whose product is annotated as L-galactono-1,4-lactone dehydrogenase. Lineage: Eukaryota; Viridiplantae; Streptophyta; Magnoliopsida; Lamiales; Pedaliaceae. Gene Ontology annotation, molecular function: FAD binding; D-arabinono-1,4-lactone oxidase activity; galactonolactone dehydrogenase activity. Gene Ontology annotation, cellular component: membrane. The record is from RefSeq and is a predicted model, not a curated record.